AAACAUACAACUGGACAAAAAAAAAACGGUGAACUUUUACUUUGUGUUGAUUUUAUUUUCUGAUUUCUUGUGUUUGUGUAAUGUCACAUUAGCGGCUCCAAAAUGUCACUCAUUGAUGAGAGUCAUACAGCAGCAGAUUGUUUGGAAUAUUUGCAACAGAAGUUGUGGGCAAGAGGAGACCACUCCCAAGAUGAUGACCUCAAUUCUAUUAUUGUCAUGUUGGAGAGUCCACUCUUCCGCCAGUUGCUUACUCUACAGGAGUCCCUGGCAGAACUAAGAAGAGUUUCAUUUGUCCUUCCCCUGAGUGAAGAAUCAUUUGACAUCACACAGGGGGGUGAGCUAAUUCUGAAUGAGUCACCGGAUGCUUUCACACCUGAAAAUGUAGCAGACAGUUCAACAUUAAAGGUCAGAGGAAAGCCCUUCAUUAACGCAGCUCCACCGGUCUCAUCCUUUGGCUACCCCGCCCAUGUUGAAGACAGCAUCAUGCGGCUGGCCUCAGGCAGGGCUGUCUACGUCAUCCAGCUCUACAAACCUGAGAACCAGUCCCUGGGAUUUUCUGUCAUGGGGAUUAAAAAGAAAGAAACAGAUGAGCUGGGCAUCUUUGUUAAGGAGAUACAGCCCACAGGCCUAGCAGCACAAGAUGGCCGUCUACGAGAGGAAGAUCAACUGUUGGCCAUCAAUGGCCAGCCCCUAGAGGUGUCCCAAAAGGAGGCCAUCAGUAUACUACAGAGUGCCAAGGGUACGACCGAGAUUGUGGUGGCCCGGGGUCCACCGGCCACCCCACGAGCUGAGCUUCCCCUCCAGCAGUCACGGCCCCACUCUGCCUCGACUACGGGGGAGGAAGACAGAAAAGGGGAAGAGGCCGAAGAAGAAGGAGAGGACGAAGAUAAAGAGGAGGCCUUUGAGAAAAGAGAAGAAGAGGAGGAGGAGACUGAAGACGGGAGAAACAGCCAGGAAAAGACAGACAUGGUGUUAAGCACAGACUGGACACAGCUUGAAGUCAUUGACCUGAUUAAUGAUGGCAGUGGACUCGGGUUCGGCAUCAUUGGUGGACGUAGCACUGGGGUGGUGGUCAAGACGAUCCUCCCUGGGGGGAUAGCUGAUGGGGAUGGUCAUCUGCGCAGCGGGGACCACAUCCUACAGAUUGGUGACGUCAAUGUCCGGGGGAUGAGCUCAGAGCAGGUGGCGCUGGUGCUGCGUCAGUCCGGCAGCCAUGUCCGACUGGUCGUGGCGCGAUCCGUCCUCGAACCUCCAGCAUACCAGGUGAGUCCUCGAACCUCCAGCACGAACCUCCAGCAUACCAGCAUACCAGGUGAGUCCUCGAACCUCCAGCACGAACCUCCAGCAUACCAGGUGAGUCCUCGAACCUCCAGCAUACCAGGUGAGUCCUUGAACCUCCAGCAUACCAGCAUACCAGGUGAGUCCUCGAACCUCCAGCACGAACCUCCAGCAUACCAGGUGAGUCCUCGAACCUCCAGCAUACCAGCAUACCAGGUGAGUCCUCGAACCUCCAGCAUACCAGGUGAGUCCUUGAACCUCCAGCACGAACCUCCAGCAUACCAGGUGAGUCCUCGAACCUCCAGCAUACCAGCAUACCAGGUGAAUCCUCGAACCUCCAGCAUACCAGGUGAGUCCUCUAACCUCCAGCAUACCAGCAUACCAGCAUACCAGGUGAGUCCUCUAACCUCCAGCAUACCAGGUGAGUCCUCGAACCUCCAGCACGAACCUCCAGCAUACCAGAUUCCCCACGCCCCCAUCAUCCCCACCCACCAGCUUGAUGAACACAUGGAACACUUUAACGCCGUCAUGGCCAUGGAAGCCGGGGAGCAGGAGCACUUCCACAACAUCCAGCUCCAACACCAGCUCCAGCAGCAGCUUCAGCACCAGCUUCACCAGCAGCUGGGCUCCGUCCAGGUCCACGGCUCCGUCCAGGUGCAUCCGCAACCCCCGGAUGUCUUGCCGGAACUGGCGGAUGUUGACGUGUUUGAAGUGGACUUGGUCAAAGAUUCCAAUGGACUGGGCAUCACAAUAGCUGGCUAUGUUGGAGGGGACAACACACCAGACGAAAUCUCUGGAAUAUUUGUCAAGAGUAUCACAGAGGGGAGUGCUGCAGCCUUGGAUGGGCGAGUCCAUGUUAACGACCAGAUCAUCGAGGUAGACGGCAGGUCCCUGCAGGGUUUCUCCAAUCAUCAGGCCGUGGAGGUGUUACGUAACACUGGUCAGAUGGUCAGGCUUAAGCUGGUCAGGUUCCGACACGGUCCAAAGUACGACAAGCUUCAGGAGUACCUGGCCCAAGCCAACCAGACUGGAGUCAGCCACCAGCCGCCGCUAAAGGAAAUCAAAGAAACCAACGCCGUCUCCAACCCGACCUACGACCUUGACUCGCAGAUCGAACUGGACGACAUCCAUCUCCUGGCAGACGAUUACAGUGGAGAUCUCUCGCCCGAUGUGGAGGCAGCAAUAAAGGCAGCGUGGGAGCCUAUAGUGGGCAACGACUUUUUGGUUGUGGUGGCGCAGCUGGCCAAGUUCAAGGAGGGGGGUGGGCUGGGCAUCAGCCUGGAGGGAACGGUUGAUGUGGAGGAUGGCGUGGAAGUCAGACCACACCACUACAUCCGCUCCAUACUGCCAGACGGUCCAGUCGGCUUGAACGGUCGCCUUAAGAGCAGUGAUGAACUCCUAGAGGUGAAUGGCCGGAGACUCCUGGGGCUGAACCACGUGAAUGUUGUGGAGAUCCUCAAGGACCUCCCCCAGCACGUGCGUCUGGUCUGUGCACGCCGCAAGUCCCCUCUGCCUGACACAUUUACUGCUCCAGAUAUGCAAAUUCCUGGGUCCUCGCCUUACCCCCCAGGAGUUGAGCCUGGUCCGCCCCUGACAGAGCGACUGGUCAAGGCCAAGUCCGAGCUGGCCCUGUCGACCUCUGAAGGACCUUCACCUGAUGCCUUGACCAAGUCCAAGUCCCGCUCCAUGGAGACCCUCAACGCUCUGGCCAUGUGGAGCUCCCAGCCUGUGGUCAUAGAGCUGGAGAAGGGGGACAGGGGGCUGGGAUUUAGUAUUCUAGACUACCAGGAUCCAGUCAACCCUAACGAGACUGUGAUCGUGAUCAGGAGUCUGGUGCCCGGUGGGGUGGCCAUGAUGGAUGGCCGUCUGGUGCCCGGGGACCGUCUCAUCUUCGUCAACAACGUCAGCGUGGAGCACGCGACACUGGACGAGGCAGUGCAGGCCCUGAAGGGCGCGGCCCGGGGCACGGUCAAGAUAGGCGUGGCCAAGCCCCUCCCCAUAGGGGAAGCUUUCCGCCAGGAGAUGCAGUUGCCUCCCUACCACGAUUUUAGCAGCCAACCCUCUGACGUUCCUGACGGACAGGUUCCUGGUUCCCACAUGGACUGGAACCAUCAAGACAUGCCUGAAACAUCCCUGGCUCUUCACACUGAGGUGGGGUUCCCUGACAAUGUGGAGACGUCUGGGAAUAUUCUGGAAUCGUUGAAAAUGGCACUGCGGGUGGAGAUCCCCACCGAUGAUGCGUACGACCACAAGUCUCUGGGGUCCGACCCCAUGUCCGUGUCUCUAGAACAAUCUUUUCCUACCUCCGAUUCUUCCAGUGAGCUGGACCGCAGCAAAGGUUUAAAGCGUAAAGACAGUUUUUACGAGAGCGAUGAGGAAUUGAAGAUACCGAAGAAAGUCUCUCCACGGAAGAUUGGCAACAACAUAGAGAAACCCCCUGGGUACGAUGCGGUCAUCGCGUCUAUCCCCAAGUCCAGCAGUGUUGAACUCAGGGAGGACGUGGCUCCGAUGGUCAAACCUCCACGCCAACCCCGGCCAUCCCUGAACAAAAAUGUUCCCCCGCCCGACCCCCAGCUGCAGUACACUGAAAUGAUCACGACAGAAUCCUCAGCCACACCCACCCACCACAUUAUGGGAGCAUCAGUAGCAAGCAGUAGCGCAGCCCUCGUCCCGUCCUACGAACAGGCCCUAAGGUCCGAACUAGAUGCAGCCACCCCCGACCUGGUUGCCACGGUUACGAAGAAGGCAGCACCCAUUGCCAAGCUCGACUCUACCGAGUCUGAAUCUGAACAGAUGGCUCAGCGUUCAUCUGAUGCAAGUCCUCUGUCACCCAGGGGCCCCUCCCCGGGCCUACCCAAGAAAACACCUCCUCCCAUUCCCCCUAAACCAAAAGCGUCCAAGAGUCUUCUUAUCUAUGCUCAGGAGAAGGAAACGCCACCACCUCCACUGCCAGUCGCACCCCCACCCCCAGUCCGUUCUAACCCCACCCCACCCCCUGUCCGUUCUAACCCCACCCCACCUCAGACCCCACCCCUCCGGCCAGCUCCAAGCUCCCCGAAAUGGGGGGAACUCGAGUCAAAGCGGCACGCGCGCCUCAUGCAUCGAAAACCCAGCAGCUCAUCCUCCCCGGACCAUCUGACCUCAAGUGACCUUAAGACCCCGCCCAGUUCACCCCGCCCAGGGUCACCGGGACAUUCCGCCCUCGCCUCCCCGGAACUGACCCGCAUCUCGGCGACCCAUGAACGGACCAUCCACAUACCUAAGGCUAACCUGCAUAUAGGCUUGACGGUGGACGCUGUAGACAAGGGGGUCAACGGGUGUCUGGUGAAGACCAUCGCCCGCCCCAGCGCCGUUGACGAGGACGGGCGCAUCCAGCCCGGGGAUUACAUCGUAUCCAUCAACAACGAAAGUCUGAGGCGCAUCACCAACGCUCAGGCGAGGGCAAUCUUAAGGCGGUCAUCUCUGCUGGGCUCCGAUGUCAGCAUCACCUACAUACCAGGAGCCACCGCAGGAAGAGCCACACAGGAGCCGGCUCCCACGUCAGAGCCACAGCAGAGCCCACUCUUACACAAGCUGGCCAAGUCCCUCAGGUCAGAUGAAGAAGCAGCAACAGUCCCCCUUGUGUCCUCCCCUCCCCCCCCCCCCCCCCUCAUGUAA
This is a messenger RNA of Physella acuta, 4935 nucleotides long. RefSeq names its product multiple PDZ domain protein. The record is from RefSeq and is a predicted model, not a curated record. NCBI's taxonomy places the organism in Eukaryota, Metazoa, Mollusca, Gastropoda, Physidae. Gene Ontology annotation, molecular function: protein binding.